GUCAUCAGGUGGACAGCAAAGGUCACUUAAGAUGGUGGUGUUGGGUUCAAUUCAUGCUCCCUCCGCUCUCUCUCCACUCCAAAAGAUGACCGUUUCUUCUUCAGAUAAUAAGAGCCUAGUUCUUGGAAGACGAAGAACCAUAGCCGUUGGUUCCAGCGCUGUAGUACUGGCUUCCCUACUCAACUUGCACAAUCCCAUUUCAAACCCUCCUUUGCUUCACUCUGCUUUUGCCCAACAACAAGAUGAACUUCAGCAACAAGAGGAUAGAGUCGCUCACCUCUUCCAGGAAUCCUCACCAUCAGUUGUUUUUAUCAAGGACAUCGAGUUAGCUAAAGUUCCUAACAGGCCUGAAGAUCGGUUUAUGCUUACGGAGGAUGAAAAUGCCAAAGUCGAAGGAACAGGUUCGGGCUUCAUCUGGGAUAAGUUUGGUCACAUUGUAACAAAUUACCAUGUUGUAGCUAAAUUGGCAACAGAUAAAAGCGGAUUACAGUGUUGUAAGGUAUUUCUAGUUGAUGCUGGAGGCAAUAGCUUGUACAGGGAAGGCACGAUUAUUGGUUUUGAUCCAUCUUAUGAUCUGGCUGUCCUUAAGGUCGAUGUUGAAGGAUAUGAAUUGAAGCCAGCUACUCUUGGUACUUCUAGGGAAUUACAUGUGGGUCAAAGUUGUUUUGCCAUUGGGAAUCCUUAUGGAUAUGAAAACACUCUAACAACAGGGGUGGUCAGCGGCUUGGGUAGAGAAAUCCCUUCACCAAAUGGAAAGGCCAUUCGUGGAGCUAUUCAAACAGAUGCAGAUAUUAAUGCAGGGAAUUCAGGUGGACCAUUGAUUGAUUCAUAUGGACAUGUCAUUGGAGUCAACACAGCAACCUUCACCCGGAAAGGGACAGGGGCAUCCUCUGGGGUGAAUUUUGCAAUACCAAUCGACACGGUUGUGCAAUAUGUACCAAUUCUUAUUGUUUAUGGAACUCCUUAUAAAGAUAGGUUUUGAUCUUGUUUAUCUUUUGUACUUGAGAAAGACUUGGGAGUGUAAAUACUGCGACUUAAGCAAGGUCAUCGCUAUGCAGGCAAUUCCAAGCAUGUGGUCAGUGUAUUUUUUGGGUUUUUUUUUCAUAUGGUAUAUAAAACUAUCUUUUUCCUC
Messenger RNA from Populus trichocarpa (black cottonwood), 1132 nucleotides. RefSeq names its product protease Do-like 5, chloroplastic. The coding region runs from base 32 to 982 and encodes 316 amino acids. The record is from RefSeq and is a predicted model, not a curated record. Gene Ontology annotation, molecular function: serine-type endopeptidase activity. The transcript has 8 exons. NCBI's taxonomy places the organism in Eukaryota, Viridiplantae, Streptophyta, Magnoliopsida, Malpighiales, Salicaceae. Gene Ontology annotation, biological process: proteolysis.